Molecule: messenger RNA, 1073 nt
Organism: Symsagittifera roscoffensis
Lineage: Eukaryota; Metazoa; Xenacoelomorpha; Acoela; Convolutidae
Product: SITS-binding protein-like
Exons: 3
Coding region: 26-718 (230 amino acids)
Source: RefSeq, a predicted model, not a curated record
AAAGUUCUCCUCUGAAGUCAAACGGAUGAUAACCGAUUCCAACAUGACCCCGCAUUUUUCCCUGUUGACUUCCGUACCCGAGCAUAACACCACCCAUGCCUGUCUUCUAAUGUCCCCCCUGCCCUUCACCUGGAGUGCUCUUAACAGUCUAGUGCCCCAGAUAGUGUCAAUGGCCUUGAAUGGACAGAAGUGCGUCAUACCUCCUCCGCCAGUGAUUGAAUCAAGUGGAUUCGACCAGGAACUAUUCAAACGAUGGAUUCAACUGACAGUUCACUUCCCGUCUUUCGUCUUCGACUCUCCUUGCCUUUCUCUCCUCCCCCAAGCCCUCACAAGUCCACUCCGCUCAAUCCUAAGCUACCGAUCUCAAAUCUUAGCACCUCAAAUUCAGUUCGCAAAUUCACAGACGUCCCCAAUGGAACCUAUUCUUCGUCCUCUAUGGUUCGAUUACCCCGAAGACCCGAAGGCGUUUCUGUGCAAUGACCAGUUUUUAUUGGGCUCAGAGUAUAUAGUCGCGCCUAUUUUGGAAGCUGGAGUUGAUUAUCGAAAUGUCUAUUUGCCACAAGAGGCAAACUGGAAGUACUGCCCAAGUGGCAUUUGCUCUUCACUCGUGUACGAAGGGGGCUCCCAAGUAGAUGUCCGAACAUCAUCAGACCACGAGGUCAUCCUCUUCCACAUCUGCAAGUUCUGCACUCCGACAGCGACAUCUGGCACAAACUGAAAAUUGUUAGCAAAACUGACAGCUAGGCAAUGGCACCUUGUCUCAAUAAAAACAUAAUAUUAGCAAAUAGUUAUCAACCAAAUGUACAAACAAAACGAAAUUUUCUGGAAUAGCAAGUCAAUAAAUUUGCUUUCAUGAAAAAAGUCUGUAGAUUCACAUCCACAUUUUACAGAACUAUUCACUACAUUGGCUGAUGAAAAUUCUGAAAAAUUAAUUAAGAAAACGUUUUAUGUCAAAUUGAUUUUAAUAGUAGAUUUAUGAGUGUUUCACAUGAAACUUUGCUGCAAUUGUUUUCUCCAUUUACAAGGCUUUAAAGUAAUGACCUGAUCAAGGGCAGCCGAUUGCUGUUCAAGUA